This is a messenger RNA of Penicillium malachiteum, 198 nucleotides long. RefSeq lists its product as uncharacterized. The transcript is spliced from 2 exons. NCBI's taxonomy places the organism in Eukaryota, Fungi, Ascomycota, Eurotiomycetes, Eurotiales, Aspergillaceae. The record is from RefSeq and is a predicted model, not a curated record. Bases 1 to 198 code for a protein of 65 amino acids.
AUGUUUGACGCCAUCAAGAGCUGGUUCUCCGGUCCUCAGACUGAGGAGAACAAGUGGGAUGCUACCACUGUUCAGAUGCAGCAGCCUAACAGCCCCGCUGCUAUGAACGAGACCGUUACCCAGCAGCCUACUGCUGAGACUAUGGAUGUCCACGUCCGUGGUGGUGGUGAGGGUGAGGAUGUUUGCUGCGGAGUGUAA